This is a messenger RNA of Eriocheir sinensis (Chinese mitten crab), 1627 nucleotides long. Its product is annotated as GPN-loop GTPase 2-like. The transcript has 10 exons. The coding region runs from base 600 to 1562 and encodes 320 amino acids. Gene Ontology annotation, molecular function: GTPase activity. Lineage: Eukaryota; Metazoa; Arthropoda; Malacostraca; Decapoda; Varunidae. Gene Ontology annotation, cellular component: cytoplasm. The record is from RefSeq and is a predicted model, not a curated record.
UCACAGUCAUCGUCGGCGAGGUAAACAAACACUCGUGACUCCUCAUGGGCAUUGAAGAAGAAGAAGAAGACCUCAAAUUCCCGCAGUCAUCCUAAUGGGCCAUAAAGAAGUCCAUUAUUAAAUCUCAGAGAAAAACUAAACCAAAGGGGGCAUCACUGUAACAAAGACUGGUAUGGCAUCACUUUUCAAAGAAAACCCAGAUCGACCAAGCUCUGUGCGUUCUCAGGUGUUUGCUAAGCUAAUCAAUGGUGUUCACACUGAGUUUGCUGUCCUUGUUUACAGCAAUCGAGUCUUUGUGACAGUCACCCAGUGUGGGAAAAUUGGGAACCUCUUCAGCGUACAUCGGGAGUCUGCACAAGAUAGGGAGUCACUUUCUACUACCCCACUAAGCGUCUUUAACAUCAGGUGUCUCCUUGGAGUGGACUCAGAGGAGACAGAACAGUCAAUCCGAUUGUUGGCAGAGAAACUUGAUUUGCCUCAGCCGCUGCUGAUCUCCUUCACACUGCCUACUCUGGAUCGCUCAACAACCCUUGAAGUUGCUGAAGCCCUUCUGGAGAAAAGGUGCUGGUAGUCUGAGCUCUAUAAUAUUUGGCCACACAAUGGGGACUCAGUUUGGCCAAGUUGUGCUGGGGCCGCCGGGCAGCGGGAAGACCACCUACUGCAAGGCAAUGGCCAGGCUGCUGCAGAAUUUGGGUCGCAAGGUGGCUGUAAUAAAUCUUGAUCCAGCUAAUGAUACCGUGCCAUCUGAUGCCGUGGACAUCCAGGAGCUGGUGCAGGUGGAGGAGGUGAUGGCCAUGCAAGUGGGACCCAACGGAGCUCUUGUGUUCUGCAUGGAACUCCUCGAAGCCAACAUCACCUGGCUCAUCAAUAAGCUAAAAAAACUUCAUAAACACUACUUAAUUUUCGACUUGCCAGGCCAGGCUGAGCUGUACUCCCACCACACGAUGGUGCGUAGCAUCCUCUCCGCCUUAGAGAAGGAAGGAGCACGUCUCUGCGCAGUCAACUUGGUAGACUCUCACUAUGCUAAUGACCCGGGGAAGUAUGUCUCGGCCGUCAUGCUGACCCUGAGCAGCAUGCUGAUGAUGGAGAUGCCAACUGUCAACAUAUUAUCAAAGGUUGAUGCAGUGGAGAAAUAUGGUGCUCUAGAUAUGGGUCUGGACUUCUACACAGAGGUGAUGGAUCUGGACUACCUGUUGGAGUACUUGGGGGAUGCUCCUGGCACCCGGAAGUACCAGAAGCUCAACAAGGCCAUGGCUGAGGUUGUUACGGACUAUUCUUUGGUCUCCUACAUACCUGUCAGUGUGGAAAGCCACUCAACACUUCUCAAUGCAAUGAAGGCAAUAGACAAGGCGAAUGGGUACAUAUAUGGCAGCGGUGAGGAGCGUAACAUCCAGCGGCUGUUGUCCUGUGCUGUGGGAGCCGAGUGGGAACACGACCGCCUUGGGGUGCCUCGUGACACCUUCAUGAAGGAGGAGGACGAUGAAGAGGAUGAUGGUGAAAAUGAAGACAAUGUUGAAGAAGUGCUCGCUAUGUUGGCAAGGCAGAACCAGGACAAGGCAUGAUGAGAUCAGGAGAUUUGUUGUAGUAUUUUGUCAAAAUUUUGAAAUAAUAAAAGAAUUCCAAUAAA